AUGGAAGCGGCAGGCCGAGGGCCGGAGCGAGACCUGGCGCGCUUCGUCUACGUGACCCAGUUCGGCUCGCACCAGUGUGGCCACGUCUUGCGGCUGGGCGGCAGGGCCCAGGGCCGUGGGAGCCCCGGGCUCGCGGCCGGCUGCUGCCAGGAGGAGCCGCGGCAGGUGGUGGCUGCGGAGCCCCCGGGCGGCGGGGAGCCGUCCCUCGGCUCGCCACCCAGGGCCCCCGCGCCCUCCUCACAGGCGCGGCCGUCGAACGCGCGGAGCGGGCCCAGACGGGCGGCGCGUGCAGGUUUAGCCAAGGAGAAUUUAGCUAAGAAGUACGACUUCCCCAUUCCUUUGAAUGAGGCUUCCAAAAUAAUGAAGAAAAAGAAAAAGGUUUCAGUAUGGAAUAAAGUAUACAAAGUCAUUUCUAAAAUGCUUGAAGAAAAUGAAAAAUACAGACUCAGGCUGAAAUGCCAACAAUUACCUAGUAAAAGUAAGUUAACACAGUUUUUGUUUUAUUAA
This is a messenger RNA of Manis pentadactyla (Chinese pangolin), 507 nucleotides long. It is a transcript of the gene C2H5orf47, whose product is annotated as chromosome 2 C5orf47 homolog. The coding region runs from base 1 to 507 and encodes 168 amino acids. The record is from RefSeq and is a predicted model, not a curated record. NCBI's taxonomy places the organism in Eukaryota, Metazoa, Chordata, Mammalia, Pholidota, Manidae. The transcript has 3 exons.